CGAGCGACUCGGUUGUGCCGCCGUUCCCUUCGCCUCCUCCCCCUUCCUCAAGCCCUCACCGCAGGCUGCGGUGCGGGAGGCGGCUGCUCACGGCUCCGGCCCCCGCGGGAGCCGGUUGCUCCUUCAGCCCCGCCGGUGGCGGUAGCCGUGAGGUGAGGCGUCGCUGUGCAGGCGCGCUCGCCUCUGAGGAGCCCCCGGGCCCGCCGCCGCCCAGACCAGAAGAGCUGCAAACCAGUGCCCUUUUCAUGCUGCCCUGAGGAGAACCCACUGACUGUGGUAAGCUGGUGCCUAGCCACAGUGGCUUGUGGUAGCACCAAGUGUACUGUGAGUCUCAGCACUGACUGAUGGCAACGAGAAACACAUGUGGAAGCUAGGAACUGACUUAGCAACAAUGAGAUGCUUCACCCGUCCACUGCUCAAGAGGUUGUUGGGUCCCUCACCUCAGUGUGUGCCAGGGGAGUUGAGUCAAAGUAAAAGUCCUGUCCUCGGGCACAAGUGGUCAUCUCUGAGGCAGAGCUGCAGUGCAAGACCUCGGCUUGUGACUGCCACCGAUGUGGUCAACUACUGGCAGAAGGUGUUUGAGACAAAUGGGAUCCCUGAAGCACGAGAAUCCAGUGAAUACAUUGUGUCAUUUGUCCUGGGAGCAAAAACAUUUCAGAGCUUGAAUUCCAAAAGCCUCCACACUCCACUUACAGCAGUGCAGCAGGAGCAAAUCCAGCAGCUGAGCAACAAGCGACUAGAGAGAAUGCCGGUGCAGUAUGUGCUUGGUGAGUGGGACUUUCAGGACCUGACUCUGAAGAUGAGACCCCCAGUAUUUAUUCCUCGGCCUGAAACAGAGGAUCUUAUCUCUUUAGUUGUGGAGGAAGAAUCUAGGAAAUGUGAGAAGAAUUCAGGCCUCUGCUUCCCGGUUCCUGGCCCUCAUCCUGUGAUCCUGGAGAUUGGCUGCGGCUCUGGAGCAAUUGCUCUGAGUCUGUUACGCAAACUGCCACAGAGCCGGGUGAUAGCCACGGAUAAAGAGAAGGCUGCUGUGGAUCUCACCAGGGAGAACGCACAUAGGCUGCAACUCCAGGAGAGGAUCCAUGUCCUCCACCAUGAUGUUUCAUACGGUUUUGCCAAGCAGCUGCUGCUCUGGGGACCCAUAGACUUCAUAGUCAGUAACCCCCCAUAUGUCUUCCAUGAAGACAUGGCUUCCUUGGACGCAGAAAUCCUCCGCUAUGAGGACCUUGAUGCACUGGAUGGGGGAGAGGAUGGGAUGAAAGUCAUCAAAACAAUUCUGGCUCUGGCUCCUUCUCUUCUGAAGGAUUCUGGGAGUGUGUUUCUGGAAGUUGAUCCCAGACACCCAAAUAUGGUGGAGAACUGGCUACAGGCACACCCCAAUUUACUACUCAUCCUUCGGGCUAUUCACAAAGACUUCUGUGGCAAGCCUAGGUUUCUGCACAUCCAAAACCAAAGCAGAUGACAACUGUACCAGAAAUAACUCUUCUUGCAGUAUGCUUUUUGCUGAUGAGCCCUGCUGAACGGAUUGUUGAAAACCCUGCGUGGCAAAAGGAAUCUUCACUUUAUUCCCCAGUGCAUUGAACUCUCCAUGCAGUGGCAGACCCCCUCAUUUUCUGACACAGACUUCAUCCAGGGAUGCAGAAGCUCAGCAGGGCAUGCAGAAGUGUGUCACCGUCCCCUGAGAGCUGCAUGCCACUUCUUAGUUUGCUCUGCUGAAGUGACUCAUUAAUCUCAGAACUCAAUAUGGAAGGUUCACAGCUCCAGAUAUUUCAUGAAAAAUACGUCUCAACAUGUCAGAUCGCCCAUUUUACCUAGGAAGGAUUUCACUUUUUUUUUUUGGCCUUGAGGUGAAUUUAUAUAGAAUGUGACCAGAUUUUAUGAUCGGUCCAAACUCUGGCUGAGCACACGGAUUUGCUAGUAUAAUGGGACAAGAUUAACCUGUGCAUUUCAAAUUCAGUUCCUUUCCAGAAUCCUGAUGCUGUGGAAUAGAUCUCCAACAGCAAAGCAGCCUUCGUUUCCCAGUCCUGCUGAGUGGCAUGUCGUUGAGGGAUCAGUGCACUUGUUACACCAUUUGAAUCUACGGCACCUGACACUUGGUGGAUACUGCCAGGAACAACCAAAACAUUGUAAUAAAGAUAGUGUGUCAGAUAAGUGUCCUUACAAGAAUUGCUGUUGAAUUACAUUUUCAAACAUGCUAGCAGACCUGAAUAAACAUCUGGCACCUGCAUGUUGCUUCUGAUAGUAAUAGAAAUGCUGAACAUCCAUGUAAGGCAUUUAAAUGCAAGACUUUACAAAAAAGGCCAGAAUCACUACUCCAGUUUUGCAGAUGGAGAAGUUGAAAAACAGGAGGUCAAAUGAUUUGUACAAAAUUUGACAACAGGCUAAGUGUGGAGUAGGACCCAGUCCCUUGACAGCUGUGGGAGUAGCUGAGAUCUGUUUCUUUGGGCUGGAUGACUCAGAGUAGGGCUGCCUGAAACAACGCUGAGAGAAGUCCCUGAAAUGGACGGUCAACAUCAUGACAUUGUAAAUAAUGGAAGGAUUAAAUUCAAGCUGCUGCUUA
Molecule: messenger RNA, 2557 nt
Organism: Chroicocephalus ridibundus (black-headed gull)
Lineage: Eukaryota; Metazoa; Chordata; Aves; Charadriiformes; Laridae
Gene: HEMK1
Product: HemK methyltransferase family member 1
Exons: 11
Coding region: 362-1459 (365 amino acids)
Biological process (GO): protein methylation
Cellular component (GO): mitochondrion
Molecular function (GO): protein methyltransferase activity; nucleic acid binding
Source: RefSeq, a predicted model, not a curated record